GUACAUCGUCCAUUUUGACGUAUAAAAUUUGUUUAUAUAUUUAAUAAAUAAAAUUCAUGUAGGUAUUCCACAUGUCUUUGAUAAUAAGACGAGUAGAAAACAUAUCGAGAAAAAAGCGUAAGACUAAAUCCAAGUUACCCCUUAGGAAAGACGUUUUAGAAGAUGACGCUUCAAAAUUUGUGGUGAUCGAAGAUUUUUAUUUAGAAAAUUUCCCUCCGCUGAGACCGGUUUAUAGGAAAGAUAUUUUCGGUACUCCGAUCGUGUUCCGUGCCACGACGGGCGUAGAUUUCAUCGGAGAUGUCAAAAGUAACGUUCUGAUCCAUUGCAUAACGUUUAUGAGGGAAUACAAAGAUAAAUCAUACGAAGAACUCCGUUGGGAAGAUUAUAUUUGCGGAAGAAAAGAGGUACUUCAUUAUGAAGAGAAUAGUUAUUUGAAAAGUUUAUACGUUAAACAGGAUACUGAGAAUUAUGAAUUUUUCGAUCCGGUUCCAAAGAACGUUCCGGUAGAUUCGACGAAACAAAAUACUUCGUCGGUGACGCUAUCUCGAUCUUUAUAUUCUCUUGUAAAAUCUUCAAAGAGUUACGAUCAAUUAUUCGACACCAAUAAUAAGUAUUUGUUAUUGAUAACAUCGAAUUCUAAAGAACCGAUUAAAUGUACCACGGACGAUAAAGUGAAUAUGAAAGAAUCCAGACCCAGAUCUAUACUUACCAACGUACAUAAUUGCCAAAAUAAGAAUAGAUCGUCUACUAAGAGUUCCACGGAUGUUCACAUACAGAAUGUACAUCGUAAAAGUAAUUCCUCGAGGCAAGAACAUAUAGAAAUGAUGAGAAAUAAUUUGUUGAGGUAUUUCGAACGAGCCGAACCGGGCGCUCAUAUGCCUUACGAUUUAAUAAUGUAUAAUCCGAAAUUUUACCUACCAUGUGCCGAAAUCGGAUUCGUUUACAAAAACGCGAGACCGUCGAAAACAAUCGAAAAGAAACUUAUCGUCAAUAAUGAUACAAAAUCAUCUUACGUUAAAAGGAAUUCUUGUACAAUUGAAGAUUCAUUCGAUUGGAAAUAUACGUGUGACGGUUCGUUCAAUAAAAUAUAUUUUUGGAAAAAUUUCGAUCCCUACAAUCGUAUUAAAUCGGAAAGAACGACAAGAGCAAAAUAUAUUUUAGUUGGACUUGAUAUAACUAGAUAUUCUACAAUAAAAAAUUAAU
Molecule: messenger RNA, 1203 nt
Organism: Diorhabda carinulata
Lineage: Eukaryota; Metazoa; Arthropoda; Insecta; Coleoptera; Chrysomelidae
Exons: 2
Coding region: 72-1202 (376 amino acids)
Source: RefSeq, a predicted model, not a curated record